Molecule: messenger RNA, 1403 nt
Organism: Thalassophryne amazonica
Lineage: Eukaryota; Metazoa; Chordata; Actinopteri; Batrachoidiformes; Batrachoididae
Gene: styx
Product: serine/threonine/tyrosine interacting protein
Exons: 10
Coding region: 142-891 (249 amino acids)
Biological process (GO): regulation of ERK1 and ERK2 cascade; negative regulation of SCF-dependent proteasomal ubiquitin-dependent catabolic process; protein dephosphorylation
Cellular component (GO): nucleoplasm; cytoplasm
Molecular function (GO): F-box domain binding; protein tyrosine/serine/threonine phosphatase activity
Source: RefSeq, a predicted model, not a curated record
UUUUGGCUUGCGUUCACAUGAGUGAUGCCUGUCACGGGUCAUCAUGGCGGAGCCUCAGAACAUGUUGCACUUGUUGUCCAGCUAACCCAUCUGUGAGGAUCAUCGACCGUGUGGGCUGGUGGUUCCCGCUCAGACUGCGGAAUGGACGAGGAGAACAAACUUCAGUUUCCGUCUCUGCCCGCCAACAAAGAGGAGCUUCUGGAUUGGGCUUAUCCAAUGAGACGAGAAAUGCAGGAGAUAUUACCAGGACUGUUUUUAGGUCCAUAUGCUGCUGCAAUGAAAAGCAAGCUGCCAAUUCUUGAAAAACAGGGCAUAACACACAUUCUCUGUGUCCGCCAAGACGUUGAAGCCAAUUUUAUCAAACCUAAUUUCCCUCAUUCAUUUAGAUAUCUUGUUUUGGAUAUCGCUGACAAUCCAGUAGAAAAUAUCAUACGAUUUUUCCCUAUGUCAAAAGAAUUUAUUGAUAGCUGCUUAGCAACAGGAGGUAAGGAUGCAUCAUGUUCCCUUUUUAUAUGCUUUAAAUGUUUUGUUUUUAAGGAAUUAAUCUUGUUUCUCUCUUCAGGAAAGGUGCUGGUUCACAGUAAUGCAGGGAUAUCAAGAAGUGCUGCCUUAGUGAUCGCAUACCUUAUGGAGACAUUUGGAAUGAAAUACAGGGAUGCCUUCAGCCAUGUCCAGGAGAGGAGGUUCUGCAUCAACCUCAAUGUGGGCUUUGUGCAUCAGCUACAGGAAUAUGAAGCAAUCUACUUAGCCAAACUGACCAUUAAAAUGAUGUCUCCAAUGCAGCUGGGAAGGCCAUUCUUACAAGCUGGGAUGCCAGGAAGCCGGAAGCGCAGCCUGGAGGAUGAUGAGGACUUUGCCACGAUGCAGGUCACAGCAGCACAAAAUGGAUGAGCUUUGUUGAAAUUUAACCAUGUGGCACAGUGCACUCGCUUUAUUAUUAUUUUUUUUUUUACAUUUUAAUGGGAUUAAAAAUGUAAAUAUUUGAACUGUUUCUAAGAUGAACAGUGAGGGUGGGAGGUGGGCACUCAUGUUUGAGACAUGGAGCACUGAGAGGAACUGGAAAUCUUGAUAACUUCCCCUCACCUGACAUUGUAUGUACUGAUGGGAGUUUUUUUUUUUUGUUUUUGUUUGUUUGUUUGUUUUUUGCAGUUUUAUAGUAUUUAAAGCAUUUUGCAUUUUCAGCAGGACAGUAUUGCAAUAAUGCACUUUUGAUACUUGAAUUUGUGUGGAUGACCAGAAUGGGCGAAAGUAGCCAGGACAUUGCCCAGUGAAAAGCAUAAGGGGAAUAGCUAAUGCCUUUCUUUUGGAGUAAUAGGAUUUAUGAACUAAUGUGAAGCUAAAUGUUGGAUAGGAAGGAAUGGAAAAAAUAGCAACUUGCUGUUUAAUAAAAACCCUUUACAGUC